UGGCACAGUGAGGGUGGGACUGACAUACAGGGCUGAUUAGAGGAGGUUGUAAAGGAAAUUCCACAACCUCCACGACUUCCUACAGCUGCCACAUUGUUCUGUUACAGUUAAAGCAAAACCAUGGACCCCGAGUACUUCAAAUCGUAUACCAUGAGUUGGGGCACCCUAGGAACGGUGCGACCCUACCCCAAUUUCCACUCUGACCGGGAUGCCAUGGAGCUCCAGGCGGCGCUGGAGAAGAAAGAUGCGGUGACUCUGGUGAGAAUCUUAAGCAAUCGGUCCAACGCUCAGAGACAACUGAUCGCCACGACCUUUGAAGAAAUAACACAAAAGGACCUGGCAACCGGUGUGAAGAAAGCUGUGGCUGGAGAUCUGGAGACUCUCCUGCUGGAGCUGCUGAUGCCUCCUCAGCAGCAUGAAGCUUAUCGCCUGCAGCAGGCCAUGGUGGGUCUGGGCACAGAUGAGGAAACACUGAUGGAGAUCCUGUGUACACGCUCCGCAAAGCAGCUGCAAGAAAUCAAUGCUGCAUACAAACUAUUGUAUAAGAAGGACCUGGAGAAGGAACUGAGCGGAGAAACCUCUGGAGACUUUGAAAAGCUUGUUUUGGCUUUGUUGAACAAAGAAGAUGUUGCCAGUGGAGUUCGAAGAGAUAUUGAGUCUCUCUCUGCAUCACUGAAUGGGAAAAAAGCUGACGUAGGACCGUGGAUUGACAUACUGACCUCCAGACACUCAGACCAUCUUGACAAAGUGCUGAUGGGUCUGGAGAUUCAGAGCGGACAGACGAUGGAUCAGGUUCUGGAGAAAAGGUUUUCAGGAGACUUUCGGAUUGGUUUGAAAGCUUUAGUACAGAGCAUUCAAAGCCCCGACGUCUUCCUCGCCAAAAGACUAGCUUCCACCAAGACACCAGUGAUGCAGGGGAUUAUGGUGUCUCACUCCGAGGAAGAUCUGCUGUGUAUCCGAGCUGCCUACCGCAAAUUAACAGGCACUUCUCUCUACACCGCUCUACAGAAACAGUUCAAAGGAAAUCAUCUACAGGCUCUGCUGGCCAUCUGUCGAUCUGAAGAUUAAAUAAAAGCUAUUGAGGAGCGAUGGUAAUACAAACAUAAACUUUAUGAUGUGUUGCUUUGCCUCUGCCUGUUUUAACGACUUAUACUAAUACAUGCAACUAAAUGUAACAAAAUAGGUGUUGGAUAUUUUAUGAGUGCAGUUUGGUUAUUUGUUUUUAUUACUUAACAUAUCUGCCACAGUACUUCCUCUUUACCCUGAUGAUGUACAUACAGUAUUCCUUUUUAACCAAAUGGAACUAAUAAACAAAGAAUAAUGGCAUCCAUUUUA
Sebastes umbrosus (honeycomb rockfish) is the source of this 1335-nucleotide messenger RNA. RefSeq lists its product as uncharacterized. The record is from RefSeq and is a predicted model, not a curated record. Bases 121 to 1068 code for a protein of 315 amino acids. The transcript is spliced from 14 exons. Gene Ontology annotation, cellular component: cytoplasm. Lineage: Eukaryota; Metazoa; Chordata; Actinopteri; Perciformes; Sebastidae. Gene Ontology annotation, molecular function: calcium ion binding; calcium-dependent phospholipid binding.